Molecule: messenger RNA, 2285 nt
Organism: Pseudophryne corroboree (corroboree frog)
Lineage: Eukaryota; Metazoa; Chordata; Amphibia; Anura; Myobatrachidae
Gene: TADA2A
Product: transcriptional adaptor 2A
Exons: 15
Coding region: 16-1530 (504 amino acids)
Biological process (GO): chromatin remodeling; regulation of transcription by RNA polymerase II
Cellular component (GO): nucleus; SAGA-type complex
Molecular function (GO): zinc ion binding; protein binding; transcription coactivator activity
Source: RefSeq, a predicted model, not a curated record
GGUAAAGGGUGCGAAAUGCACCUCAGUCACAGCACGCACGCGCAUCACAGAUCAUCACGCUUUCGGUUAUCUACUAGCCUUGCCUGGCUUUCCCAUGGUUACUAUGGGAUCUCCCUGCAGAAGAUUGGCUGUGGUGCUGCGGCUAUACUAGCGGAGGUGGUGGCAGGAACCGGGUACCGGGUUCCGUGCAGCAUGGACCGGCUGGCUCCUUAUAGAGGUGAUGCCUUUGAUAAACCUCCUUGCCGGGGCUGUUCUUCUUAUCUUAUGGAGCCAUAUGUUAAAUGUGCGGAUUGUGGCCCCCCCGAAUUUCUACUUUGCUUACAGUGCUUCUCAAGAGGAUUUGAGUAUAAGAAACACCAGAGUGAUCACAAUUAUGAGAUCAUGACUUCUGAUUUUCCAGUUCUUGAUCCCAGCUGGACAGCACAGGAGGAAAUGGCUCUUCUAGAGGCUGUAAUGGAUUGUGGCUUUGGAAACUGGCAAGAAGUAGCUAAUCAGAUGCGCACAAAGACAAAAGAAGACUGUGAGAACCACUAUAUGAAACAUUUCAUUAAUAACCCACUCUUUGCAAGCACUUUACUAAAUAUGAAACAAGCAGAAGAGGAGAAGAACGUGAACACAGCUGUUCCAUUUCAAGCUGCUGAGGACCCUCCAAGACCCACUUUCGAUUCUCUACUCUCUAGAGACAUGGCAGGAUAUAUGCCAGCAAGGGCAGACUUCAUAGAGGAAUUUGACAACUAUGCAGAAUGGGACUUAAGAGAUAUUGAUUUUGUUGAAGAUGAUUCAGAAGUUUUACAUGCUUUGAAAAUUGCAGUUGUAGACAUUUAUCAUUCCCGACUGAAAGAAAGACAGCGAAGAAAAAGAAUUAUAAGAGACCAUGGCCUUAUAAAUCUGAGGAAAUUUCAAAUUCUGGAAAGAAGGUAUUCCAAAGAUGUUCAAGAGCUGUAUGAAACAAUGAGGCGAUUUGGCAGGAUUUUAGGAGCAAUGAAACACGAUCGGUUUAUUGAAAGUCAUGCAUUGGAAUUUGAACUACGUAGGGAAAUCAAACGGUUACAAGACUACAGAAAUGCAGGAAUCAAAACAUUUUACAGUUCAAAAAUAUACGAUCGUUUAAAGAAGUCUCGGGAAGAAGAACGUUUAAAACGAACCAUGCUUUCUGAAGUCCUUCAGUAUAUUCAAGAUGGCAGUGCCUGCCAACAAUGGCUCAAACGACAAGCAGCCAUUGAUGCUGGCCUACAUCAAGUUGCACCUGUUGUUUCAAGUUCAGGUAGACGAAGUGCUCCUCCUUUAGACUUAACUGGACUUCCUGGAACAGAAAAGUUGAAUGAUAAGGAGAAAGAGCUUUGUCAGGUGGUGAGAUUGGUUCCAGGAGCUUAUCUGGAGUACAAAGCAGCACUAAUGAAUGAAUGCAGCAAACAAGGAAGCUUACGGCUGGCACAAGCUCGAGCACUAAUAAAGAUUGAUGUUAACAAGACUCGUAAAAUUUAUGAUUUCCUAUUACAAGAAGGCUUUAUCACAAAACCUCAGCCAUAACUAACAAUUGUUACAUUAUUAAGACAAUACAGUUUUUCAUCAGUGACAUUUCCUAAAUACUGUAUAGAUCUAUUUUGUUUGUCAACAGAGUAUUCCUAUGCCACUUUGGUUGCAACUUGACCUUUAUUGUAGAUAAUGUAUUGUUCUAGUACCUUGUCAGUCCAGUUCACUUGUUUAGUAUCCUUUUGUCAACCACUGUAUACUCUUUAAGCUCUUGGACUGUGUUUAGAAUGAUGUCCAGUAGAUUUGAAUAAUGUACAAUUCCUGUCUACAGCUCAUUCAAUGGGAAAUCCUACAUAAGUAGGUCUCAAAACAACCUAGAUUUUCUCUGCAAAAUACCUCCAAAGCUUUAUUGUGAGAACAUGAUCCUGAUUUUCUAAUAUUGUGUGAUAAUUGAUGUAUAAUAUACCUAUCAAGUUAAUGGUUUACAUGUAGUGGUUUUCAACAAUGGAGGAUCAUGUUCUGAAAGUUGGGAGGGAUGAACUUGGAUUCAUAUAGCAUCAAAUGCAGUUCAAAGUUGGUGUAUCCCGGAUAUCCUAUAACUGAAGAUCAGAUGUAGUAGAUACCAGUGGUCAAUUUGAAAUAGAGGGAGUUUUGCAUAACGUGAAUCAAGAUUAACAAAAUAGUUUAUAAUGUCUUAUGAGUAAACAAGCUAAAUGUUUUAACCAAUGACUAAACGUGUUUGCUGUCACUUACUGUUAUCAAUAUGGAUCCGUUUAUCAACGUCUCAAUAAAUAAUAUAUAUGUUGUGAAAA